AUGGAGGGCUUUGAGAUACUGCGUCCCGUCGGUCGAUUGGAACAAUAUUCAACGUCGCGCCACCAAGUUGGAUUCUACUUAAACGUUGCUGUAUCAGCAGCAUAUCUCCUACCAGACUCAUUCGUGCUUCCUGUCAAAGACUAUGUCUAUCAGGCAUGCGAGGCCGCAAUCCUCGAACAUCCGUCGCUAUCCGCCAUCGUGGCAGACGAUCACACACAAGACCCCUAUUUUGUGCGGCUGCCAGAGAUUAAUCUUGACCAAGCUGUAUCUUUUCAGGACAGGAAACCGGGCUUGUUAGGUACCGAGGCCGAUGGCGAGCCUGCUCCAGAUCUUGACCUGCAAACCUUACUUGCAACCCAGCACAACACGCCUUUCAGGGCUCCAAAUCCCUUCUGGAGAAUCUGCAUCCUGCGAAAUAUAGAUGAUGAGCGGCAAUUUACCGUGGCAUUUGUGUAUCACCACGCCAUUGGCGAUGGAACCUCCGGGAAAGCCUUUCAUCAAACGUUCCUACGAGCCCUAAGGACAGUGGACUCUCCGGACCAGACUAAAUCCGUCAUCAAGUCACCGGGGCUCCCUCUCUUGCCAAAUCUUGAGAUUGUGCACCCAGGAUCUCUUUCCUUGCCUUAUCUUGCCAAGAAACUCUUCCAGGCAAAAAUCUACUCCCGACGGCCCACGGGUCUAUGGACCGGCUCCAAGGUCCUGGUCCCCUCUCAAACCCGCCUGCGUCUUGUGCCAUUCUCCAAACUACUCGUCACCACAGUAAGAGACAGAUGUCGAGUAGAGGGUACGACGAUCACUGCACUUUUGCAGACGAUCGUCGCCCGCUCCAUCUUCGCGCACAUCCCGCCCGAGUUUACACUGCUCGCCUGCACUGGCGCGCUCUCAAGCCGCCGCUGGCUGCCAGAGGUUAUUACUGAUGAGUCAAUGGGUGUCUGGGUCCAGGACUACGAAGAGACGUAUUCCCGAGCGGCAGUCGCACUGUCUGAUGGCUCCUUCCCGUGGGAAGAGACCAGACGGUCUCGCAAGACGAUCCAGUCCGUCCUGAAAAUGGAGGGCAAAAAUGCCAGUACGAGUCUGCUGCAGUUUGUCGAUGAUUUUCAAGAUGAGCUGUGUUUCUCCAAGGUUGGCAAGGACCGCGAAAAGAGCUUUGAGGUGUCGAAUGUUGGCGUUUUAAACCCGCAAACGAAUCCCGACCUACCUUCCAUCCAGGGGAUGGUGUUUUCCCAAUGUGCCAGUGUGAUGGGUAAUGCUAUUGAGUUAUCGGUUGUCACUGGUGGAGAUGGAUGUUUGGUGUUAGCUGUCUCUUGGCAACAAGGGGUUGUAGAGGCUGAUCUCGUCAAUCAAGUCAUUGAGUCGACUAAGCAGGACUUAUACUCUAUUGAUGGGGUGUGA
Molecule: messenger RNA, 1392 nt
Organism: Penicillium robsamsonii
Lineage: Eukaryota; Fungi; Ascomycota; Eurotiomycetes; Eurotiales; Aspergillaceae
Exons: 2
Coding region: 1-1392 (463 amino acids)
Molecular function (GO): N-acetyltransferase activity
Source: RefSeq, a predicted model, not a curated record